UGUCAACAGUCAACAUAACCUAUAAUAUUUUGAUUGUUUUUGUUUUUUAGUUUUUCUGUUUUUGAAAUGUUUAUUAGGUGUAUAUUCAUUCAGUUCAGUUUAGUUUAUUUUCAAAAAUGCAACAAGCUAUUGAAACUAUCAAUCUACCCAAAUCCAAGUUGGAAAAUCUACGAAAAUCUGGUCAAUACUUUUGCGACGACUUGACUGAAGCAUCCCUAAAAACUUUAUCUAUAAGUUCACCAAAACCCCAAUCAAAUAAAAACACGACCACAUCAUUAGAGUUGUUGGAGGAAGAAUUGUUGAACGGAUGUAUUUUAACUUACAAUACUGAAUUGGACAAAGUUUUAAGUGAUGAAAUUGUCCCUAAAAGAAUUACUGAAUUGGCAGGAUUCCCUGGAACUGGAAAAACACAAAUUUGUUUUCAGUUAUGCAUUGCUACCCAAUUACCAAAAAGCCUGGGUGGCUUGGAAGGCAAAGUAAUCUACAUAAACACAAACAAAAAUUUUUCGUCAAAUAGAGUAAGGGAACUUACCAGAAACUUUAUAAAGCAAAUCAGUAAAGUUUCUAAAAAUAAUCUUUCCGAAGAAGAGAUUUUAAAAAAUAUUCUUGUUUUCAACAACCCUAAUGUUUUUGAGAUAUUUGCUACAGUAAAAUACUUGAAGGUGUUUUUAAAAGACAAAAUGGUCAAAUUAUUGAUAAUUGAUAGUAUCGCUAGUCCAUUGAGAGAUAUAGAAUUAUCAGAAAGGACUUAUCUAACUUAUCAACUGCUAGAAGAGUUACAAGAGUUAGCGACAGCAUUUGAUUUUGCAAUUGUUGUCACUAAUGAAUUUACCACCAGAGUCAGAGACAGUGAGGCAUUUAACACACCAUCAUUGGGAGAUAGCUUUUUCGACAGAGUUAACUCACGAAUAUGCCUGUCAAGGCAUAGUGAGAAGAAUUUUUAUGUAGCCGAGUUGACUAAAAGUCCAGUAAAAGAUCUUGUUAAAGCAAGCUUUUGUAUGUUUGAAUGAAAAGUUAAACCUAGAGAUUGAAGUUUACUGGACAAUAGAAAGAUAGAAAAUGUGCGGAUAUAGAAAACAUUGCUCAUACAAGCAAUAGAACAUUAUAUUUUUCAAAAUGCAUCUUCAAGGUCGUCUUCUUUUGAUUAUUAAAGGCUGAUCGGCCGAAUUUAAUUAACACCAUAAAAUACAAAUAGUCCCAUUAUGUUAAAGGCUUGUAAAAUCUUUGAACAAAUUGGGUCAGGUUUAAAACUUGACCUGGUCCUUUACAUUGGUCCAUUUGAAUGUAUUCUUCCAGAUUGUGAA
Ceutorhynchus assimilis (cabbage seed weevil) is the source of this 1304-nucleotide messenger RNA. Lineage: Eukaryota; Metazoa; Arthropoda; Insecta; Coleoptera; Curculionidae. The record is from the annotation of a GenBank genome assembly.